AUCAGGACUACAACUCAGUAAAUGUGAAACCUACCGUGACUUGAUUCAUGUCAGAGCUCGGUCUGCAUGGUCAUGUUGAGUUAUUACGUGAAUGUCCUGCUGAUAUGACAUGUGCAUACUUCAGAUCAGGAUGAGUAAAGAAAUGGAGGAGCUUUCUCCCCUGGGCGACUCGGGACACGGGGAUGGGUCUGAGGAAGAAACAGAGGAGGAUGAUGAGCCCAAAAUUUGUCAAGUAUGCGGUGACAAAUCCACAGGCUACCACUUUAACGCCAUGACAUGUGAGGGCUGCAAAGGCUUCUUCAGGCGUGCCAUGAAGCGACCCGCACAGCUCAGCUGCCCGUUUCAGAAUGCCUGUGUCAUCACCAAGAGCAACAGGAGACAGUGCCAGUCCUGCCGUCUCCAGAAAUGCCUCUCAAUGGGCAUGAAGAGGGAGCUGAUCAUGUCGGAUGAGGCCGUGGAGAAGCGGAGGAUGCAGAUCAAGAGGAAGAGGAUGCAUGAGGAGCCCGUAAUGCUCUCCCCUCAACAGGAAGCUGUCAUAGAGGAGCUGCUCUCCGCACAUCAAAAGACCUUCGACAUGACUUGCGCCCAAUUCAUUCAGUUCCGGCCUUUAGAUCGGGAUCAAAAUUCCAUGUCUGAGUACAGUCGAGAACCAAAAACCGGCAGAUACUCUAACCCAACCAUGCAUAAACCACCGCCUGAAGAUGGAGUGCAGCGGACGGUCAACCUCUCAUCCCCUUCCUCCAGCUUUCAGAGUCUUGAAAAUAAAGAGAAGAAGUGGCUUAAAGGUGCCAUUUUCACCUCUUUGCCACAUUUUACAGACCUCACCACAUACAUGAUCAAGAAUGUAAUCAACUUCAGCAAGACGCUUGCAAUGUUCAGGACUCUGAUCAUAGAGGACCAGAUCUCACUGCUGAAGGGCGCUACCUUUGAGAUCAUUCUGAUUCACUUCAACAUGUUCUUUAAUGAGAUGACAGGCAUUUGGGAGUGCGGCCCGCUGCAGUACUGCCUGGAUGACGCCAUGCGAGCUGGUUUUCAGCAGCAUCUGCUGGACCCUAUGAUGAAUUUCCAUUACACAUUGCGCAAGCUGCACUUGCAUGAAGAGGAGUAUGUGCUGAUGCAGGCCAUCUCGCUCUUCUCACCAGAUCGACCUGGUGUGACGCAUCACAAUGUGGUCGACCGUAACCAGGAAACGCUAGCUCUCACCCUGAAGACCUACAUCGAGGCAAAGAGGGCCGAGCCAGAUAAGCAUCUGCUGUACCCGAAGAUCAUGGCGUGCCUGACCGAGAUGAGGAGUAUGAACGAAGAGUACACAAAACAGGUGCUGAAAAUCCAGGACAUUCAGCCUGAAGUGUCUCCGCUUUUGUUGGAAAUAAUAAGUAAAGACGGCUGCUAGGACACUAAAGGUUAAAAGACUAGUCAAAACUUGCAAGGACGAGGGCGGUGACUACUGGUGAUGAACUACUGAACAGCAGCACACGGUAAUCGUGAAAUUGUUACUUAA
Molecule: messenger RNA, 1501 nt
Organism: Rhinichthys klamathensis goyatoka
Lineage: Eukaryota; Metazoa; Chordata; Actinopteri; Cypriniformes; Leuciscidae
Gene: nr1i2
Product: nuclear receptor subfamily 1, group I, member 2
Exons: 9
Coding region: 110-1393 (427 amino acids)
Biological process (GO): cell differentiation; positive regulation of transcription by RNA polymerase II; negative regulation of transcription by RNA polymerase II
Molecular function (GO): RNA polymerase II cis-regulatory region sequence-specific DNA binding; zinc ion binding; nuclear receptor activity
Source: RefSeq, a predicted model, not a curated record